CACUUAACAACAAGGGGAGAGAAGCUAGGCCGCUGAGAAGGAAAGGGUUAAAUCUUUAUUCUCCCGCUUCGCAACCGCCCGGAAAGUGUGACUUAGGUUCCACCCCCAGAAUUCUGAUUGGCCUGAGCAAAUGCACAUCCUGGCGGUGGAGCGUGAUGCCGGCCUCGUUCUCCCCAGGGCGCCACCUUCUAGCUGAUGGUGGCCUCCCAGGCGGCCGUCCGGACAGAGGCACUCUAGCUGCCCUCUGAGGGCCAUGGGGCUGCCCGAUGGGUCCGGUGAGUUUCAGGGCGCCGCCCGAAUUCCGUGUGUCCGCCAAACGCUAGUAGUCCUGUGACUCCCGGCCUGGGGUCAGUUCAGAAAGGGAACUGCCAAAUCCCCAGCAGGCAUUUCCCGCCCGCAGAGCCUCGGUGUUACCGCUUUGCUGGUGGUUCCGCUGGUGGUUGUCCGGCAGCAGCGAGGGAUGGGGGCGGGAUCCGGCGCGACCCUCGAAGGCUGUACUCAGAGUCCCUGGAGUGCUAAUAAAGGGGCCGCAGGGAGGUGGCUGCCUGCCGUUGAGUCCAGGUCCAGGAGGUGUCCCGGCUGGGCGCCUUGGGACCGGGAGACAGACCGCUGCAGACAGGCUCUAGCCAGGCUGUGGAUGAGCCGCUUGAGUGAUGAGCGCUCUGGCGCUGCGGGCCCCUGUGCCCUCCCUUUGGGAGGUGCCAAACAUCAAGGCUCCGCCCCGCAGACGCGUGCUGCCUGGGGGGGUGGGGAGCCCUUUAAGAAGACUUGAGCGCUCUCGAAGGAGGGGGAGAGGGGCCUCUGAGGUCUCCCGGAGUCUGCGGUGCAGAGACUCUCUGAAGAUCUGUCUGGACCGGCUCUGCUCCCUCCUUCAACUCGGACACCCAGGUUAGAGGCUCUUCCCAGACCAAGGCCCACAACAGACACAGGCACUUCUGUCUGCAACACAAGAGAUGGAGCUGCAAAGACGAGACUACCAUGUGGAGAGGCCAUUGCUGAACCAGGAGCAACUAGAGGACCUGGGGCACUGGGGCCCGGUGCCCAAGACCUACCAGUGGCGAACUUGGUUUCAAUGCUCCCGUGCUCGGGCCCACGCUCUUCUACUCCAGCACAUUCCAGUCUUGGGCUGGUUACCCCGCUAUCCCGUGCGUGAGUGGCUCCUGGGAGAUCUGUUAUCGGGCCUGAGUGUCGCCAUCAUGCAGCUUCCGCAGGGCUUGGCCUAUGCCCUCUUGGCGGGAUUGCCUCCUAUGUUUGGCCUGUACAGCUCUUUCUACCCGGUCUUCGUGUACUUCCUGUUUGGUACCUCUCGACACAUCUCUGUGGGGACCUUUGCUGUAAUGUCUGUGAUGGUGGGCAGCGUGACAGAAUCCCUGACUGAAGAUGAGGCCUUCCUGCAAGGCUUGAACGCCACAGUUGAUGACGCCCGCGUGCAGGUGGCCUACACGCUCAGUUUCCUGGUUGGCCUCUUCCAGGUGGGGCUGGGCCUGGUUCACUUCGGCUUCGUGGUCACCUACCUGUCCGAGCCUCUGGUCCGCAGCUACACCACGGCGGCGUCUAUGCAAGUCCUCAUCUCACAGCUCAAGUAUGUGUUUGGCGUCAAACCGAGAAGUCACUCUGGGCCACUGUCCGUUAUCUAUACAGUGCUGGAGGUCUGUGCACAGCUGCCGGAGACUGUGCCCGGCACCGUGAUCACGGCGUUCGUGGCAGGAGUGGUGCUUGUGCUGGUGAAACUGUUGAAUGAAAAGUUGCAGCGACAUCUGCCCCUACCCAUACCUGGGGAACUGCUCACGCUCAUCGGGGCCACUGGCAUCUCCUAUGGUGUGAAACUGAAUGAAAGAUUCAAGGUGGACAUUGUGGGCAACAUCACCACGGGGCUGAUACCGCCAGUGGCACCCAAGAUAGAGUUGUUCGAAACACUUGUGGGGAAUGCCUUUGCCAUCGCUGUGGUCGGCUUCGCCAUUGCCAUCUCUCUCGGGAAGAUCUUUGCCCUGAGGCAUGGCUACCGCGUGGACAGUAACCAGGAGCUGGUGGCCCUCGGCCUCAGUAACCUCAUUGGAGGUCUCUUCCAAUGCUUCCCCGUGAGCUGCUCCAUGUCUCGGACCCUGGUACAGGAGAGCACCGGGGGUAACACACAGGUUGCUGGAGCCGUAUCUUCCCUCUUCAUCCUCCUCAUUAUCCUCAAACUUGGGGAACUCUUCCGGGACCUGCCCAAGGCCGUCCUGGCAGCCGUUAUUAUUGUGAACCUAAAGGGCAUGAUGAAGCAGUUCUCUGACAUCUGCUAUCUUUGGAAGGCCAAUCGAGUGGACCUGCUAAUCUGGCUGGUGACCUUUGUGGCCACAAUUCUGCUGAACCUGGACAUUGGCCUGGCAGUUUCCAUAGUCUUCUCCCUGCUGCUCGUGGUGGUCCGAAUGCAGCUGCCCCAUUACUCUAUCCUGGGGCAGGUGCCAGAUACGGAUAUUUAUAGAGACGUGGCAGAAUACUCGGGGGCCAAAGAGGUCCCUGGCGUGAUGGUCUUCCGUUCCUCGGCCACCAUGUACUUUGCCAACGCUGAGUUCUACAGUGACUCACUGAAAAAGAAGUGUGGUGUGGAUGUUGACCGCCUCAUCUCCCAGAAAAGGAAACGAAUCAAAAAGCAGCAGAUGAAGAUGAAGCGAAUGAAGAAAGCCAAGAAGUCCCAGAAACAGGCUGCCUCUUCCAACAUCUCCUCAGUUUCUGUCAACGUCAAGACCAGCUUUGAAGACAUCAAAAGCAAUGACGUGGAGGGCUCUGAGGCCAAGGUGCACCAAGGGGAGGCGCUGCAGGAUGUAGUCGCCAACAAUCAAGAAGACGACAAGGCCGCAACCGUGAUUACACUGAAGUCCCUGGGCCUGCCCCAGCCAGGCUUCCACAGCCUCGUCCUAGACCUGAGCCCCCUCUCCUUUGUGGACACUGUGUGCAUUAAGAACCUGAAGAACAUUUUCCGUGACUUCCGGGAGAUCGAAGUGGAGGUGUUCAUCGCAGCCUGUUACAGUCCUGUGGUCACCCAGCUUGAGGCUGGAAAUUUCUUUGAUGACUCUAUCACUAAGCAGCAUCUCUUUGCCUCUGUUCACGACGCUGUGACCUUUGCCCUCCACCACCGGAAGUCUGGCUCUAACAGCCCUGUUUUGGCCACCAAACUCUGACUUUGCUGCAAGAGACUGCCUACCUCUGGAGGCCGUGACAGGUCACCCUCAUGAAACCCCCUGCCUCUGGGCCACCUCCAGGUGCUGCCUAGGACUCCAGUCUGUGUACAUGCACAUUCAACUCAUGGAUGGAUGCCCUGGGAUUCCAAGUUCAGUGCUACAGGCCUGGGGCAGGGUAUUAAAGUCAGGCUGGCCUUGGCUGGGUGCUGGAGGGGAGAUGAUGAGUUUACAACUUUGGGAAUAAAUGUGUUUGUCCAA
Molecule: messenger RNA, 3419 nt
Organism: Meriones unguiculatus (Mongolian gerbil)
Lineage: Eukaryota; Metazoa; Chordata; Mammalia; Rodentia; Muridae
Gene: Slc26a6
Product: solute carrier family 26 member 6
Exons: 21
Coding region: 954-3161 (735 amino acids)
Biological process (GO): transmembrane transport
Cellular component (GO): membrane
Molecular function (GO): secondary active sulfate transmembrane transporter activity; oxalate transmembrane transporter activity; chloride transmembrane transporter activity
Source: RefSeq, a predicted model, not a curated record